CUCUCUCUCUUAAACUCUCACUUCUUCCACUUCAACUUCACCGGAGAGAAACAAACCAACACCCACAUUGUGCUUGUUAUUGUUAUAAUCAUUCUAGAAACAAAUGGACAAGGCUCCAAAGGUGAGGCGUGGAAACAAUGGGUUUUCAAACACAAACAAACGACGACACAUUAAUAAACAAUCUCGACGACACAAACUCUUCGGUGUUUUCACUGCUUCUAUUCGUGGGGACAUUCGAUUCUCGGAGAAAUCGAAGAAGGAGAAGCUCAGAAGCUUGAGUGCCGUGGGGAGGGCGUUAACGACUUGUCAAAUGGCUUGCCAUGUUUCUGAAGAACAGCCACGUCACCCUUCUUCCCCUGUCAUUGCCAACGCCAAGAGAUUUAAGCUUCCUAAGAAUUUUUUUAAUGACUGCAAUGGCGUUCAUCAUGCCUCUGUUCCACGGAAGCUACGCUCAGCCACGAAGAAACUCAGUCGCGAAUCCGUGUUACUUGAUUCAGAAAAGGUGAACCAUAAGAUGAAUGGAAUAGAAUCUCCCAAAAAGGUGAGUAUAAAGAAGUGCAAAGUGAGUGUUAAACAAGGAAUGAGAGGAGAAUGGUCCCCGAGAGAAGGGAUUUCUGGGCCCAUCACAAAAGAUGAGGAAGAGGUUGCGGAGACUCUCUAUGCCUUGGCUGGAAUGUUCCCUUACAAUGGCUCUAAUCAUAGUAGUGGGGCACAAGAUGUGGAAUCUUUGCCAGAUAACUCUUUAGUUUUGCAGGAGUCGGAGGAUAAUGCUAGUGCUGCUCUUGAAGUCCCGGCAACUGCUCAGGGUGCAAGUCCUUGUUGUCCUGAAAGUUCACCUAGAGAUGCUUCAAAAAUUGUUUGUUUGAAUGAAUCUAUUGGUCAAGAACAGCCUAGUUUGCUUGCGAGUGCAGAGUUCUUGAUGCCAUCCCAUAGUAUUUCUUCAACAAUGAGAUUUCAGACCAUGUCUGUGAUGGUUAAUGGUGAAAAUAGCAACAAAGUUGCAUUGCAUGACUCAGAGUUAUGUCUUGCAAUGGGAUUAAAUAUCCCUAGACAAUCACGGAUUUCAGAAAAUGAGAUGAAAUCAGAUGUAGAAUUUGAGGCGGCAAGAGACAUUAGGCAACAACAGCAUAUGAUCAAGGAACUAAAAGGGAAUGAUGGUCUUGCAUUGUGGCCAGGCUUGUCUGCAGGGGCACCUGCUGGCCAUGCUUAUCUGCAGUCUUCUGCUACUAAAGCACCUGAUUGGCUGGAAGCUGCAAUCUGUACCUACAAACAGGAUUUGAUGGAGACUUCAACUUGUUCUCCUAGUGGAAAGAUUUCUGAAGUUGGGAUUCAUAAGAGAUCAUGGAAGAGAUGUGCAGCUCAUGUUCACAUCAGUCAUAUCAUCCAGAGUUUAGAGGUGCCAAAAAGACAGGUUACCAAAGAAAGUGAGCUUUUUGAAUGUCAUCAAAUGAGAGCGCAUGAAGGAUCAAAGAGUGGAGUUCUCUUGGAAGUACACAACAUAACCGGAAUGGGAAAUGGAAUUGCUUCAGCUACAGUGAGGAAUCCUCAUAAAAGUAAGAAUGUCAUCCUUCAGCAGCAAUGCCAUUAUCGUGACAUAUCACAGGCUACUCCAACACCUGGGGUGUAUGGCCCUCAAAAGCAAAAUUUUAACUUCUUGUCCUUGUCAGCUGGAAGUAAUGGGUUAAAAGUCGAUAAUAAUUAUAAUAAAAUUGCAAGUAGGUUGGAACCAUUGUCGAAAUUGCAAGUGCCUUAUUUUCAGUCACUAGCACAACAGCAUGGAGUGAUGCCAAUUCCUACGGCUCAGAGUCAGUAUGCCUCGACUUCUUACCCUGAUCAGCUUUCUGUUGCAGGACCACAGGUUCGGAUGCAGCAACCUCAUUACUAUGGUAGCCCGUUAUGUGGAACUCAUUAUAGUCCAACAGUCUUAAACAAACAAGAGCACCAAAGCUACUGGGGGUUGCAACAAGCAGCACAAGGUAGGUCUACAGUAAAUUUCAAUAUUAUGAGGACCCAAUUUCCUAAUUGGCAAAGUGGAAGGCAUGAUUCUUCUGCAGUAAGUCCAUGUGCCCAAACCAUCAUUCCCCGUUCCCCUGCAUCACAAGAAAUAUUUGGAUCCAAGAUUACUUCAAUCUCUGGGCAACAGCAGCAGCUCCUUGCCUCCUUCCAGGACAAAUGGACUAGACCUUCAUCUCCCUUUUGUAUGUGAAGAAAUUAGGGACAGGCUCCCAAAUUGUAGGUCAACAUCGCAUCAAGUGCAAUGGUAAUGUGUUGAGAGAUCAGACUGCGAUUCAUUGGUGUAUAUAUAGGAAGCAGCACAAAACUUAUCUAGUGAAAGCGAGAGAAAUCACCAAUGUUAAUACAUUGUAGCAAGACGUCAAAUUUGAAACGAUCAUGCUCUCAAAUCUUCUCAUUCUCAGAGACGCGUUGCUCUCAUCUAACUGGAAAAUAAAACAUAUACAGCAAUUGUUC
This is a messenger RNA of Abrus precatorius (Indian licorice), 2469 nucleotides long. RefSeq lists its product as uncharacterized. The coding region runs from base 104 to 2206 and encodes 700 amino acids. The record is from RefSeq and is a predicted model, not a curated record. The transcript is spliced from 13 exons. Lineage: Eukaryota; Viridiplantae; Streptophyta; Magnoliopsida; Fabales; Fabaceae.